Cygnus olor (mute swan) is the source of this 3464-nucleotide messenger RNA. It is a transcript of the gene PAQR3, whose product is annotated as progestin and adipoQ receptor family member 3. The transcript has 7 exons. The record is from RefSeq and is a predicted model, not a curated record. Gene Ontology annotation, molecular function: signaling receptor activity. NCBI's taxonomy places the organism in Eukaryota, Metazoa, Chordata, Aves, Anseriformes, Anatidae. The coding region runs from base 141 to 1076 and encodes 311 amino acids. Gene Ontology annotation, cellular component: membrane.
GGCGGGCGGGUUACGGCUGCCGCGAGCCGGGCCCCGGCUGAGGGGAGCGGGGCUGAGGCGCCGGGCGGGCGGCGGUCGCGAUCGUCGCGACAGGCCUGCGGGGCGCGGGCCGAUGCGGCGGCGGCGGCGGGGCGGGCGAGAUGCAGCAGAAGCUGCUGCGGAGCUCGCACUACAUCGAGCUGGGCGGCUACCAGUACUGGCCCAUAAUGGUGCCCCGCGACAUUCGCCUGUACACGUACGAGCAGAUCCCCGUGUUCCUGAAGGACAACCCCUACAUCACCGACGGCUACCGCGCCUACCUGCCCGCCCGCCUCUGCCUCAAGAGCCUCUUCAUCCUCUCCAACGAGACCGUCAACAUCUGGAGCCACCUGCUCGGCUUCCUACUAUUCUUCGCUCUGGGUGUCUAUGACCUGGUGGCCGUCCUGCCGGCGGCAGGUGCCUCCCGAGAGGACUUCGUCAUCUGCUUCGUCUGCCUCUUCUGCUUCCAGGUCUGUAUGCUUUGUUCAGUGGGAUAUCAUCUCUUCUGUUGCCAUCGUUCGGAGAAGACCAGCCGGCGAUGGAUGGCCUUAGAUUAUGCGGGAAUUUCCAUUGCUAUCCUGGGCUGCUACGUAUCAGGCGUGUUUUAUGCCUUUUACUGUAAUAACUACUGGCGUCAGGUAUACUUAAUCACUAUGCUGGCAAUGAUCCUGGCAGUAUUUUUUGCUCAGAUUCAUCCCAGUUACCUCACACAACAGUGUCACAGACUGCGCUCCGUCAUCUUUUGCUCAGUGUCUGGCUAUGGAAUUAUUCCUACAGUCCACUGGGUUGGGCUCAACGGCGGCAUUGGUGCAUCUAUUGUACAGGAGUUUGCUCCGCGUGUACUUGUCAUGUACUUCAUCGCUGCUGUAGCUUUUCUCUUCUAUAUUUCCAAAGUUCCUGAAAGAUACUUCCCAGGACAGCUGAACUACCUCGGCUCCAGUCACCAAGUGUGGCAUAUCCUGGCAGUGGUCAUGUUGUACUGGUGGCAUCAAUCUGUAGUGUACAUCAUGCAAUACAGACACAGCAAGCCCUGUCCUGAGUAUAGCGUGGACCUGUGAAGCCUGCCAAGUGACGCACGUGCUGUUGCUGCCUGUCCAUUCCCACCUGAGAAGAAUAAGCAGAGGAGCUCUGACAGACAAGCAGCGUGAGACCGUCCACUUCCAGGUUCUCCUUCCCGGUGAUCCUUGCAGCAGCAGCAGCCUUAAGUCCACUCUCAGCUCCCCAGGGAAAAUCUCAGGGACUCACCACUCACAAUGCUGCACAGUCUUUUCCAGGCGAGGUGAUCAAAGUUUUAAUAUUUUAGCCUCUGUACCACCGUUAGCCUUGCAUCACCUUCCCAGACACACGUAGAUGAUAGCACUUGGCUGGAAUACCAGCACCUCAUAUUAAGUUGUUAAGUCAAAAGAUGAUACAUAACUUUUGGCUUCUUUGCAGCUAUCUCAUAGCAAAUAAUAGAGAUUUAGUCAAAUAAUUCUUUCAGAAAAUCUGUAAACUUCCAAAACACAAAAAAUUGUCUGGGUCACUCUACCCAGCUACAGUCCACAUACAGUAACUUAAAUGAACCUGAGACCCAUGUCUCAACAACAACAACAAGCAGAAACAGACCACAAUUCCAACCCAAAGAUUAAUAGAAUAGAACACGCCUUCAAUAGCAACUCUCGCUGCUUAAUGAAGUCAAAUUUUUACUUUGUUUUUAAUUUUAAAUAAUCUGUACUGAUAACAUUAACAUUUCAUCUUAUCAUGGAUCAAAAAGUCAAAAGUCAGUAGUCAAAUCUGGGUGAAUAGUGAUAAAACACUCCUUAUUUGCACUGUAGACACAUUACAAUAAAUAAAUGAAACUUUUUCUCUAAACAGAUAAAGCCAGCUUCUUCCUCAAAUGUUGGAAUUGUGUUUGAGAUAUUAACCACGUUUCACUUCCUAUUCAGUCACCUUCCCUCUGAUUCCCUGAAUGAGAUACUCAUGAAGAUUCUCUCUCAGUUAAAUCUCUUACAAUAACACAGAACAAGACAGAAAAAUAACAUUUUACAGCAAUGGUAAGAACAAGAGAACAUACAAAUAAUAAGGUUGUUUGUCAUUUCUUUUCUAGAAAACACCCACCUAGAAAGAAAAUAUACCUAAGUCAACAUCAUUCUUCUUUUCUUAGCUGGCUUACGAUACGUGCUUUAAAGACACUUCCAAGAACAAUUCUGUGUGGAAUUCUACAAUUUAGUUUGUAGAAGACAUUUUCAGAUUUAAACACCUAUCAGAUCACAUUUGUUGGCUAAGCAUAAUUCACUGUUAACACUGAGCUCUGAGCCAGUAGAAAAAAGCUAUUGAAAAACAAGGAUUUUUUUGUUCGCUUUUGUUUGUCCGUAACAAUCAUACAUACUAGUUCCAAACCAACUCCAGAUUUCUCAAGCAGUGUGUUUUUAGUCCAUGACUGAACUUUUGUAUUGUUUUGCACGUCAAGAAUUAAAGCUCAGAUUGAAUUUAACCAAGGCAAAUUCACAUGACAUAACAUAUCGACACCAUUCACUGAAGUCUAAGCUGCAUUAUAAGUACCUUUAAAACAGCAACAAUUAGAUUUCAAAGGCCUAAGGUGAGAAAAUAAAUAAAAGUAACUCCUAUACAUAUGGUUAUCUAUGUGUGGAAGAGCAAGCACUUGAUAGUUGCCACUGAAAGUUAAAGGUAACUAUUAUUGUUUAUUUGGCAUGUGAUUUUACGCUCACCCAUAAAACAAACCAACCUCUUUCAUGAAGACCAUAGGGUAAAUGCUUCCAAACUGACAACUAUUGGCAGAGCAAAUUCUUCACUUCAGAAUUGCUUUCACAUUGUAUUAAAAUACUGCACUCUAACAACAAGGCGACACAAAACAACCUUGUCCUCACUGCAUGAGCAGAAUAAAGAGAAACUAAGAAAACAGCAAUAGACUUAAUAGAAUUAAUUGUUCCUGAAUUAAGAAUUAAAUCUUUCUGGCAACAGGAGCAGACAGCAAUACAGAGACUUUGUGGUUUUUUAUCCCCCCAACAAACUGCCUUCUACAAUACAAAAGCAUUACCCUGUUAACUCUUCACCAUGUAUAGUACAAGAGCAUUUGUGAGCAUUAAACCCUAGCAGAUGACCUUUAGGAAUGCAAGGUGAAAGCAAAAGUAAACAUGGCUGCUAACUCAGGUUGACCCCAAGGUGAUUUAUUUUAAGGCACUUUACGCUUUUGAAAUUAGAUAAAAACAGGUAGCAACAGUUAUAUUAAGGCACCUUUAUCCCAACACAAACAGUCUCAACAAAACAUAGGGAAGUGUUUAAGUGGCUCCAUAAGCAGCUGAAACUCUUCUGACCAUUAAUUCUCACAUAGGUUUUACUUUGCCUCAGGUAUCAAAAUUAUGAUUCAAGUACUGAUCAGAAAAAUGUUAAAACAUUAAGUUGCAGGAUUAUGUAGUUUUACUUUCACAGUCAAUGGUCACAUACAA